AUGAGGCGGCCAGCCACAUCCUGUGCAGCGGUGACGCGCGGGGUGGUGUUCGUCGCUGCAUCUGCAAGCUGUGCCUUAAAAGAAGUCAAGUUCUCCAACGACCUAUCAUCGGCCGGCGCAAGGACGCUACUACAUAAGCUCGCGGUCCACUAUCCAGACCACCACGGCUGUGGCGGUGGUCCCACUGAUCGUCCUUUGCUGCUGAUGCAGGUGACAGAGUUCACGUGCAGUGGAUUUGCUUGGGGUGACCUGGAACCACGCUGUCGCCGAUGGUGCUGGGAUGGGCCAAUUCUUGCAGGCCAUCGGGUGAGUUUGCCCGUGGAUUGCCAUCGCCUACAGUUCUUCCGGUCAGCUAAUGUGCGCAAGCAUGUUGUUGGCCUGAAGAAAGCGUACUACGGCAAUUGCCUAACCGCGGAAAUUGUCAGGGCAAAGAGUGGCACGGUGGCACGUGGAGAUAUCAUCGACCUGGUGAACUUGAUCAACUACUCCAAGGAGAAAAUAGGUGACCAGCUGUUCAAGAAUAACACAGGCAGCAGCUGCCGGCGGCAGGAGGAGGAGGAGGAGGCGGCGGCUCUCCAGGUUCCAUACGACCUGCUAACUAUUUCUUCCUGGAGAAAUCUUGGCCUCGACGAAGUUGACUUUGGUAGCGGGAGACCCGCACGGGUUGCGUCCUGUGUAGCAGAGGACCAGCCCGCCCAGCAUUCCAGUUUUUGUACUGUUACCUGA
This is a messenger RNA of Miscanthus lutarioriparius, 726 nucleotides long. Lineage: Eukaryota; Viridiplantae; Streptophyta; Magnoliopsida; Poales; Poaceae. The record is from the annotation of a GenBank genome assembly.